AUGCAUGUCAUCGAACCGAUCCCGAGGAGACGUCUCGCCCCAGUUCCAUUCAUCUGUCGAUCAUCAAGCCCAGCUGACCACCUGGAGCGGGGCGUUAGUCCGGAUUUCCAUACCCUGCCAGAUGUUUGGACCUAUGUGGAAUUUUCUCCUACACCCAUUUCAUUACUUCCCCAUCACGUAUUCCAGCAGGGAGCUAUCUGCGGGGCACUGGAGCACAAUCCCGAACGACCCCAGGCAUGGAACCCUGGAACCUCUAAAGGCUUUGUUUGCCAACCCUGUGGGAUUCGCUUCAGCAGCCCUGGGACCCUGGAAGCCCAUCAAACCUACUAUUGCUCUGCUAGGAUUGAGGAUGGAGAAACACCAGCAACCAUCAGAGAGGUGAAUAAGUGCUUGGCAACCACCACCACCACCAACAGCAACAAGAGACAACGGAUGCACCAUCACAGCAGCACCAUCCACAAUAAGGCCCCACUGCCAAGACCAGAUGGUAGUGCCAAUGCUAGUCCAGACUCUGACACCACAGCACCACCAGUGGUCAUCUCACCACCACCACCACCACUACCUUCAGCUCUCACCAGCAGCAGAAGAGCAGCUGCAAAUCAAAUCCUGACCACCACAAGACUGCGUUUAGGCAGCAGCAGCAAUAGCAAAGGAAGUACCAUCACCAAAGCACCACCACCACCACCACCACAUGCUGACCUCAUGCUGGAUGGUGUCACUUCCACUUUGGUGCCACAACCACCACAGUCACAGGUGCAGCUUCCUUUGCCUCUACUGCCAGGACUGGUGUUGAGUGAGUCACUGGCCGUGCUCCACCAUCACCAACAGCAGCAGCACCACCAGCAGCAGGUGGUCACUGCUGGUCACAGGACCAACAAUAAUUCCAAUAGCUGUGGUAGCAAUAAUAGUUAUUGCCGUGAUUGUGGUAUCCAGUUCUCAUCAGCAAGCACUUACCAGGUCCACCGCAAACACUACUGCCAAGGUGGUGGUGGUGGUGUGCACCAACUGGAGGAUGAGGUGGUCCCAGGUGGUGGUGGUGCUGGUUUCCAUCCUGCCACUGCCACUUUGUUGGCAGCAGCUGCUGCUGCAGCCUCAGAUGCAUCCCUGUGUGUGGUACUGCCUACAAACCCACUGCUGGUCAUCCCAUACCAGGUUCUCCAGUGUGCCAGGUACAUCCCUGUGGGUGUGGUACCACCAGGGAGCAUCACUGUGGGACCUGAUGGCACCCUCACCACAACCACCGCAAACAACAGCAGCACCACCAUGAGUAACAACUCUUCAAGAGUGAGAAAAAGGCCAGCAACAAUUAUAAGAGCCUCAGGAGGGAGUGGUGACCACAGUAUUGAUGAUGAGGUUGUGGAGCCAUCAGCUGCUGAGCUUGAGGAAAAUAAGGCGCCAUUCUCACACCACCACCACCACCACAAUAGAGAAACACAUCAGCAACCAGCAAGGAGAAUGGUCAUGGUGGUGAAGCAGGAUGGUGGUGUUGUGGAGGAGUGUGGCGAUGGUGCUGCUGGUCCCUUGGACUUGUCCAAACCUCUGGCACAUGGUUCUUCUCUCCCACAACCGCAACCAUCAUCACAACUUACUGGAGAGUCUCCUUCUUCUGCUGAUGAUACUGUGGUCUCAUUGAUUACCACCACCGACAGCACCCACACUGAUUCGGGCACCGCCUCCCUGCGGUCCUAUGUGACCAAGAAGGGUGUGUCCAAGUGCAGUGCAUGUAACAUUGUGUUCUACAAGCGCGAGAAUUAUUUGGUGCACAAGGAGCACUACUGUGCCUCCAGAGGCGGUGGUGAAAGUAGUAUUACAGCUGAUGUGGGUGGUGCAGCUGGUGGGGGCAAGCAGGUGGUGCUGCAGCAACAACAGACAUGUGGCAUGUACACAUGUGGCGCAUGUGGAACCAGGUUUUCAUCACCCAAGAACCUCAGAGCCCACCAGAGUUACUAUUGCUCCAAUAAGCUGCAGCAGCAGCAGCAGCACCACCACCACCACCUCCUCCUGGUGCCAUCAUCAUCAGCACCUCUUGUCAGGAAUGGAAACCACAAACAUGGGAGUCCAAGUCCAACUGGUAGUGGUACCACUGUUGAAGGGACUGCUGGUGCUGGUGCUGGGCUUCAAAGGCUGUGGAGGUGUCCAUGCUGUGCCUUUGUCACAACAUCAGUGCCAGUGGCACAGUGCCAUCUGGAGGGCCAUGGUGGCCUGCAGGCAUUCACGUGUCGGUUGUGUGGUUACAAGGGCAACACCUUGAGAGGGAUGAGGAACCACAUUCGCAUGCACUUUGCAGACAACAAAAGCAAGCAGCAAGAUGUGUCAGAGGAGACCAUCAUUGCUCACAUUCUUGCAGGCCCUGAUGAAGAAGAAGAAGAAGAAGAAGAAGACCAGGACCAAAAAGAAGACCAUCAUAAUUGUGUUUCCAACAUGAAUGACUGCCAACUCAACCCUGAUGAUGCUUAUGGUGAUGAUGAUGAUGAUGAUGAUGAUCAAGAGUCAUUCCAGUCUUCUUCUUCAAUACCUUUUCGCAUCAUCAAAGAAAAAGACAAAGAAGAAAAAGACCACCAUCAAAAACGCCUCAUGAUGCUUCUUCUCAGGCAGCGGCAGCAGCUUAGACACAAAGCAUCACCAGUCCACAAUGAGGAGGAGGUAGAAGAAGAAGAAGAAGAAGGUUCUAGUCAAGACCAGUUGCUGUUCCACACCAAGAAACACAGGAGUAAUAAGACACUAAGAAUGUGUAAAAACUGCCAUGUGCCUUUGCCACAUUUGUCAGCCCUGGUUGAGCACAAAAAGUCUGGUUGUGUCACAAUAACAACAACUGGCAGCAACUCAUCAUCACCAUCAUCAUCAUCAGAGCUUGAUAAUAAGGAAUAACAUCAAUAACAAUUCAAAGUCUCAAAAAACUUUGACUGAGACCUGUUUUUUUGUCAGUAUUCAAGAUUGAAAAUUUAAAUACACCUGGGGAACCACCAGCAAAAUUGUGUUCCCAGUCAUUGCCAAUGAAAAAUGCCUCACUUUCUGCAAUUUUUUGUGGGUUUCUCUCCUGCCUAUUGAUGAUUGAUUUGUGUUAUUUUUCAAUAACUGUCCUUGCAUUCCAAUGGUUUUCUUUUGUUAAUGCA
This is a messenger RNA of Notodromas monacha, 3113 nucleotides long. Lineage: Eukaryota; Metazoa; Arthropoda; Ostracoda; Podocopida; Cyprididae. The record is from the annotation of a GenBank genome assembly.